UUACCGACUUACCCUUGCAGUUGAUCUAACCUGAUCUUGGGGUGUCUGGGACCCCCAAAAUCUUGACCCCUCUAAAACAAAGGCAUGUCCAGUCUUCUACAUCUGUAGUCACUGCUGUGGCGCGAGAAACAUGUGUGGUCGAACUGCUUGUUCCCUGAAUCCAGACACUUUGAGUCGUGCAUGCGGCUAUAAAGACGCAACUGGCAAACAGCCCAUAACCUCCUGGGCCAAGAACGACGUUCAGUAUACUCCUUCCUGUAACAUCGGUCCAAAAGAUGUUCUUCCGUGUCUCAUAGCAGGCUCGCAUGUCGAUCUGGAAGACGAAAGAGCCCUAUGCGCUAUGUUUUGGAGUAUGAUUCCACCUUGGCACGAGGGCGACUAUAGGAAGUUUAAUUUAUCAACGCAUAACGCGCGGCUGGAGAACAUCAAAACUUCCAAAUUGUAUGGCCCACCUCUUCGCAAGGGACAAAGAUGUGUUGUAGUAUGCGAAGGAUACUAUGAAUGGAAGGCUGGAAAAACAAAGAAAGAUCCUAAGCAACCAUAUUACAUUUAUGCUACUCAGAAGGAAGGUGUGAGGGCAGAUGAUCCCACAACAUGGAAAGAUGAAUGGUCAGAAGAGUUGGGUUGGCAGGGAUUUAAAAUGCUCAAAAUGGCAGGGCUAUUCAGUGUAUUUAAAACUGGAGAUGGUAAAACAAUACACAGUUGUACAGUAAUUACAACAAAUUCAAACGAUGUUAUGUCUGGGCUACACGAUCGUGUGCCUGUGUUUCUAACCACAGAAGAAGAUAUACAGACCUGGCUCAAUGAAGAUUUAUCAGCAGCUGAAGCUGUUGACAAAUUAAACAAAUUAACGUUAUCGCCCGGCGAUUUAAGUUGGCAUACAGUCUCCACUCUUGUAAACAAUGUAUUAUGUAAAAGUGACAAUUGCAGAAGAGAGACAAAGCCUUUAGAAGAGAAAAAAACCAACCCUUCUGGUUUUAUGGCUUCCUGGCUGCAAAAGGGGUCUACAGAAUCAGACAAAAGAAAAAGUACCGAAACUGAAGAAACUGACGAAGUUCCUUCAAAAAGUACAAAGAAAAGAGUGGUAGUAUACGUACUAUCUGGAAAGUUGUGGUUGCGCGUUUUCGUCUCCCGUGCGGCGGGGGCUGCCCUUCGCAAGAAUCCGCUUCACGCAUGGCACCGCUUCGUGCCUGAGACGCCUUUUUCUCGGAGACAGAGAGAGCAAGAUCGUGCGCGGCCGGGGCCCAGCCUCUUCGCGUGCUUCGUCUCGUUUUGCCGUUUUCGAGCGCCGGAGAGACCGAGUCGCGAACGAGCCGACAGAAUGACCAGUCAAGAGACCUGCGAACAGGGUAUCAGCAACGUAGAAACUGAGUACCACGAGAUCAAUUCGAAAGAAGCCUGGCCGAUCCUGUAUCAGCAUAUACGCAAUGAAUGCAGCAAUUUCUCUUAUACCUAUAACGAAUCAAGGAAGCCACAGAACAAAAAUUUAAAUCGUUAUAGAGAUGUUUUGCCGUACGACCAUAGUAGGAUUGUCCUUAAAAGGGGUCCAUGCGAUUACAUUAAUGCUAACCUCAUACAGGUAGAUCGUGCUCACAGACAAUACAUCCUUACUCAAGGACCAUUGGAAAAUACUGCUGGCCACUUUUGGCUAAUGGUAUGGGAGCAAAAUUCUAAAGCGGUGUUAAUGUUAAAUAAAAUAAUUGAAAAGAAUCAUGUUAAGUGUUAUCAGUAUUGGCCUCUGGGUGAUUCAGAGAAUAAUAAUACUAUGAUGUUUCCGGAUGUUGGUUUAAAAGUAACAUUUGUCAGCAAAACAGAAUCAUCGGAUUAUACGACUAGAGUAUUAAAAUUAACUGAUUUGGAAACGAAUGAAAGUAGAGAAAUAUUACAUUUUCAUUAUACCACUUGGCCAGAUUUUGGAGUACCGCAAAGUCCAACAGCAUUUUUAUCCUUCUUAACGCAUGUUAGGCAGUCGGGUGCGUUAGAUCAAAAUGUUGGCCCUCCUGUGGUGCAUUGCUCGGCAGGAAUUGGAAGAUCAGGGACAUUUUGUUUAGUGGACACCUGCCUUGUUUUGAUCGGAGAAAAUGGGUUGAAUUCUGUAAAUGUUAGAGAUAUACUGAUCGAAAUGAGAAGAUAUAGAAUGGGUUUAAUCCAAACACCGGGUCAACUUAGAUUUUCGUAUGCCGCUAUCAUUGAAGGGGCAAAACAAUUACUGUCCAACAACGUGAACAUUAAUAAUGAGGUGGUAACAAAUCACUACGAUGUGGUAAGUAAUCUUAAUAACUCAACAGUGGAAGAAGAGGAUGAACCACCUCCUUUGCCGCCUCCGAGAGGUGAAUCUUUAACGCGUAGCAUGAUGGCAGAUUUAACUUCAAAUCCAGUAACUAAUAAAAAUGAUGAAUUGGGUGGACCGCCUGAUAAACCGUUACCCAGAGAGCCAUCAGCUCCCACAGAAACCUCUACCAGUUCACCAGUUGCAAACUCUACAGUAAUUACAAACAAUUUACACGAAAAGAACUCUGACGGUGUUGUAGUGCCUAAUGAAAACACCAGUGACGGUGAAAACUCUUUACAAACAAUUAGCCCUCCGUCCAGUCCCGAUACGAAAAACGAAGUACGUCAUCGUAAUAAAGAGAAGAAGGAACGUUUGGCAGCGCAAGUACGAGAGAUGAAACGUCGACAAAAGGAAACAGAAGAAUGGCAGAAACUCAAGAGGUCAUUAUUUAAGCCCCUUUCAAUAGGCAUAGGCGCCGCAAUUGUUGGUGGGGGUAUUAUAGCAAUCUGUGGCUAUUUGUAUAUGCGAGGUUAGGACAGAAUUGUUUCUAUGUCACAUGUGUACAUGGACCUUCGCGUUAACAGUGAUAAUAGGUGAUUCGCACAUUCAAGAAUAGUUACUUUCGUCAUGAAAUAUUUAACAGUUUCAUUGCACGCGUCAUUGAUUGCCAUUGAUCGAAAGAGUAAUUAAUCAGGAACGAAGUAUUUUUUGUUACGUAAUUUGAAGCGAAACAGUCAUCACGAGCCGUUGUAUCAGUAAGAGACAAUUAAGGAGAGACACCGGUUAACAAAGAAACGUUAAAGAGAAGUAACUUAUUCUAACGAAGUGCAUUUGUAAAGGACAUUGUUGCACGACAAAGAAGCUACAAACGAUAAAAAAAAAAAAGAAAAGAAAUGGGUACUUUUAUGAUGACAGAGAAUGAAAGAGAAACGGAAAUAUUCAAUUUGUAUUUUUAUAUUGUGAUUCACUCAAUGAGUAUGUAGAAUACUAGAAAGUACACAUUCUUUUGAAAAUCUAUUGAUUAGGUUCCCUUGAAAGUCGCAGUUCACGAAAUGAGUAGAUUCUUUGGUAAUCGUAUUUCCAAUUUAUAGAAUAAGAAGUGCAUUGAGUUAGAUUUUUACCUUGUGACCUUUUUUUUUUUUAAUCCUAAUCAGAAAAAUAUAGGAUAUGUUUUUUAUUUGUUAGAGAAUGUUAAUAAUUGUGUGUCUUGUAAAUUAGAAGAGAAAAGAAGGCACGUGUAAAAAUCUAAUACGGAGGAUGAAUCAAUGUCUUCUUAUUCGUAUAUUGUAAUAACUGUAGGUUUUUCAUAUAUAUUAGGUAUUACACAUCAAAUGGGUGCAUAACGUUCCAAUAAGUAAAAUCAAUGAUUUACUUUUAGAGAGACAAACGCAAGUAUUAAUUUGCCUCUUUUUUUUUUUUUUUUUUUUUUUUUUUAAUUUUUCAAUCACUUAAAUAGAUUUAGUGCUUUUUCUAUUUAUAAUUCAUUGCUAUUCGACGUUUAAUUCAAUAAUUUUAAUAACCAUUUUAAGAACAAACGAGACGAGUCUCUUCGAUUCUUUUUCUUCGGUGAAUAAUUCUCGAAUAAAUUAGUCUUACUGUUAGCAAUUGUUCAGGGUACCAAAAUCAUUCUCCUAGAGUUAAUAAGCACCCGAUUCCCUUGCUAGGAUCUAACGAGUAUAUUCGUGAUAGGCGUAGAAAGAAAUGUUAACAAUCUUAAUUAUAGUACACCAUGUAAAUGUUUUUAUAAAAUAACUUGCCCAUCGAAGUAGAGUCCAUUCUUCUAUAGAAUAUUCACGAUCAGGUGAAAUGGAUUAUUAGAGUUAGCAUAAGUCAUGCUUGUGACGUACCAUAUGGCCCAUUUCUUGAUGUUAUUUACUUAGAAUCGUUUAAUUCGUUUAGAACUUGUUCCUUGGGCUGUUGGUAAACGACAACUAAAUCUUUUUCACUAUCUUCUAUGAACAAACGCAAUUGACCGAGAUAUUUCGUUUAAAUGGCAAUUUGUGCCUUCGAUUCUGUGUACUUGGUAAUAUUUCAUGCAAGUCUCUUUAAAGGAGUUUUUCUUUUUUGUUUCAUGCCUGGUAUACAGAAGACACUAAUAAUAACGAAUUUCGCAACGUAUUGAAGUAAUUAGCAACGACUUAAAAAUAAUUAACUUGCCGUGCUCAUCACACUGUUCUCACGCGACUGCAUAUUAUUUGUCUGUUAAUUAUUGUGAUGAAGUAAUCCAUAUAUAGUAGGUGCCAAACGAUAAGAAGCCAACAAGAAUUUUGUAUGCCAUGCAUAAACUAGAUGCAUAGAAAUUGGAAUCAGUUUCUGACAUUAGCCUUGAUACUGGGAGACAACGAUGUUUUAAGUACCAAGUACCGUAUUAACUAAUUCUUGGGAAUUAGUUGAUGAUUCGUAGGAACUUCCUCGCAUUCUUAAAGAUGAGAAAAAGCAUAGAAUUAUUGAUAAUAAUUCUAUUCGCUUUGAUCUAAAGGUACUUGAUACUAUUCAUCGGAUGUUGAUAUUUUCUGUACAACCUGGGGGUGUAAAGUAUCAAGGUUGAUAUCAAAAAUUGAUUCUGAUCAGUACGUGUUAAAUUCAUGAACCAUGUCCAUGGUUGCGUUAGUAGAUUUUAUUUUGUACACUUUUAACCCUCUUCACAGAGCGUGUCCCUGCGCAUCGAUCAGCUUAGCGAGUAGACUUUAAGACACUUAAAAGAGCCGAGGGGAACAGAAACAGGGGGUUAAAAGAGCCAAUCUCUUAUCAAAUGCUAACUCCAACUGACUUGCUCAAUGGUAACAUGUUUAAGUACACGUUGAGCAUCGUGGAAAGACUGAAUAUACGUCUAAUUGCUUCUAGAAGAAGCAGAGUUGAACAAAAAAAAAAAAAAAAUGAGAAAAAGAAAAAAAAAGUUAAAUCUGUACUCUUUAAGUCGAGCUUUCAUGUAAGUCACGAUCGUCAAAAAGAAACAAACAAAAAAAAAAUUGAGAAGAAAAGACUUGGAUCGUGUUCCAAAA
Messenger RNA from Osmia lignaria (orchard mason bee), 5274 nucleotides. Its product is annotated as tyrosine-protein phosphatase non-receptor type 2. Gene Ontology annotation, biological process: negative regulation of receptor signaling pathway via JAK-STAT; negative regulation of ERK1 and ERK2 cascade; peptidyl-tyrosine dephosphorylation. Gene Ontology annotation, molecular function: non-membrane spanning protein tyrosine phosphatase activity; protein kinase binding. The record is from RefSeq and is a predicted model, not a curated record. Lineage: Eukaryota; Metazoa; Arthropoda; Insecta; Hymenoptera; Megachilidae. Gene Ontology annotation, cellular component: cytoplasm; nucleus.